AUAUAGGUGUGUGUCUGUUUUUGUGUGUGUAGGUUCUCCGAUUGACUGGCGACCGGUCCAAGUGUGUAACCCUCCCCUUCAACCUUCUCGCCUAUUAUCAGAGGGGAUAAUUUCCAUCCCCCACGACCCUGAUGGAUAAAUUGGUAUAGGAAAUGGAUGAAUUUAUUUAUUUAUUUAUUUGUCAUCUCGCUUUUAUUCUGAAUGGUUCGGGCGGAAGUGUUUUUCUCGCGACCGGCGGAACACAGUAGGCUUGAAUGUGGUUAUUAGGAGCAUUAGGAGCACCAGCGUGGGAUAGGCUAAUUUGUUGAAGGAAUUCAGUGAGAGAGAGAGAGAUCUGUCAGUGAACAACUGGAACACAUCGGGUUACAUAUAACGCUGCGGAAUCUAUCGUCACGCCUGCCGUUGUUUGACGUUCCACCUGAUCUUUGGCUGCUGGUCGCUCGGUCCUCUUCUGUGUCCAUCGGUUCACUGGUUCACUGGAUGCAACGGGCCGACGGUGCUCAGCGCACAGUUGCUUUUGAAUGCAUAGAGCUUAAUCUUCAACACCGAAAAUAAAAAAAAGAAUAAUCAGGAUCGUACAAGUAAGAGAGAAUAAUAAGGCGUCGUGUCAAGCAGACAUCAUUCGGAGUCUUCUCCAUCCUUCCUCAGCGUGGUAUGAAACAACAGUAAAACGUAUUGGAAUUAUUUAUCCUGACCAAUUUGUACAGAAACAAAUGGAACGUUAUUGUUCUGGGGGUUUUUUCUACAGAGAGGUCAUUCCCAUCUGUUGGUGUGAUGGCUGCGUUGCUGAAAGUUCUCUUCAUGCUCCUCCUGUGCCUCCACACUCCUAGUCAAGCGUCUCCUUCCUGUCCUGUGAGCUGUCGCUGCUACAGCCUUACAGUGGAAUGUGGCUCCACUAGCUUGAGGGACAUUCCCAAACACGUUCCUCCAUCCACACAGACCAUCUUCCUCCAGGAUAACAUGAUUGGUCAGAUCCGUCAACAGGACCUCACUCUGCUAAAGGACCUGCACUACUUAUAUCUGCAGAACAACACCAUCUCAGCAGUGGAGCCUGGCUCUUUCCAGAAUCAGGGUCAGUUGUUGGAGCUGGCUCUGAAUGGGAACCGAAUCCACCUGUUGACAGCUGACAUGUUUCAGGGACUCGAACAUCUCCGUAUUCUGUACCUAGCAGGAAAUGACAUCACAAGCCUUCUGGACUAUACCUUCCGUGGCUUACAGCGUCUACAGGAGCUCCAUUUGCAGCACAACAAUAUAGAGAUGUUAGCAGACCUGGCCCUAGUUGGUUUGACUUCUUUGGCUCUGCUGGACCUGAGCAGGAAUAAUCUUCAUACCAUUGGCCCUGUGUCCCUGCGACCUCUGGUCAGCCUGCAGGUGCUGCGCAUCACAGACAACCCAUGGCGCUGUGACUGUGCUCUCCAUUGGCUGAGGAACUGGAUUGAUGAGGAGGGCCAGCGUCUGCUCAGCUCUGCAGAACGUCGGCUGGUCUGCACAGAGCCACCCCGUCUCUCCCAUCUCAGUCUUGUGGAGGUCCCCCUUAAUAGCCUGGUGUGUAUCCCUCCCCUGGUGCAGUUGGAGCCCAGGAGGUUAGCUGUGCGCCUGGGAGAAAGCCUCAGGGUGUCCUGCCAUGCCUCUGGUUACCCUCGGCCACAGGUGACCUGGAGGAAGGCGUCCCAGGGUAAAGUGGUGCUUUCUCCCAGGGGCCUGGUUCAGGAGCUGGGUGCUGGAGGAGGUGUAAUGGGCAGAGCAGAGGAGCCCUCAGAGGCAGAUAGAGUCAGUCAGCAGAAGACGGAAGGAGAGCACUUUGACCCUGACACCGGCAGUGGAAUGUUGUUUCUCAGUAAUGUGACUGUGGCUCAUGCAGGUUUCUAUGAAUGUGAAGCCUGGAAUGCAGGGGGUGUGGCCAGGGUGACCUUCCAACUUGCCAUCAACUCAUCCACUUCCUCCUCCUCUUCGUCCUCCAUUUGGGCUUCGUGGUCCCAGGUAUCUUCACCAUACUCCCCCGCAUGGCCCCGGCUAAGGAGUCAUAUUCCUGCUUUGGGCUCAGAUGUUAGCCGAGAGCCCCUGUAUGCUCUUGGCAGCAUGGCCUUCAGCGCUCUGGGAGCUGCCACUCAGACUGCCAUUGCUGUGGGCAUAUCCCUGCUUGCUCUGACUGCUCUGCUGCUGGUGGCCAUGAUCUAUAGCCGACAUCGACAACGAGACAAGGAAGCUGAUGGAGCCGAGAAGGAGGAUAGCAUCCUGUAUGUGAAUGACUACUCUGAUGGCCCCACCACCUUCGCCCAGCUGGAGGAGUACCGCGAUGAGCACGGCCAUGAGAUGUACGUCCUCAACAGAUCUAAGCCUGUGCUGCCUCCUGCUCCACCCACAGCUGUCUCCACCACUAACCUGGGUUGCCGUGCUCCAUCAGACACCUCCAGCCACACCCUCUCCUCAGGGCCUGGCCAUACCAUGAGUCCUGCUCUGAUCCCCAACAAACAGCAGCAGCAGCAGCAGCUAGAAGGUGACAUGCGGACCAUGAGAAGAAUGGCAGGGGAGGGAGGGGAGGCCGAGCCUGUGAUCACAUCAGAGGCUGAAGGGAUGUUUCUUAAUCACACAGGCCUGUUUAUGGACUCUCAGAUUGCCUACGAGAUUCACUGCUGAAGGGGUGAGAGAAACCACUACCACACAUAGUGGUUGUGUAUGUAAGACAAUGAUUUAUGGCAAAGCCCAUCACAUCUUUUCUGAAAAGCCGAGGUACAAGUACUGGAAUCUACCAGUAAUUGACAGAAAUACUCAUGUUUGUGAAACGAUUUAUUUUCUACAAGACUCAUUUACUCUGGAGAAGGUACAUACCUGCCAGAACUCAGCAGUUAUCAGUACAAGUUUCAUACCAGAAACCUUUCAUUGUCAUGUGUG
This is a messenger RNA of Scatophagus argus, 2892 nucleotides long. RefSeq names its product leucine-rich repeat-containing protein 24-like. Lineage: Eukaryota; Metazoa; Chordata; Actinopteri; Scatophagidae. The coding region runs from base 775 to 2637 and encodes 620 amino acids. The transcript is spliced from 8 exons. The record is from RefSeq and is a predicted model, not a curated record. Gene Ontology annotation, molecular function: protein binding.